AUGCAAAAUGAGCAUGUCAAGGUACGUACUGCCUCUCUCUACCUUACUAAUCUUGCUGGUACUUGGUGGCAUCGUAAGCAUAGUGAGAUAAAGAAGGGUACUUGCACCAUUGACUCUUGGGAAGAGUUCAAGCAUGAACUUAAAAGGCAAUUAUAUCUGGAGAAUGUGGCUAUCAAUGUGUGGAAGAGAAUGAAGGAGUUGAAGCACACCUUUUCUAUUCGCAACUAUGUCGAGGAAUUUUCUGCCCUCAUGCUUCAAAUCACAAACAUGAGUGAAGAAGAUCUCCUCUUCAAUUUCAUUGAUGGUCUCAAGUCAUGGGUGGCUCAAGAGCUCAAACGUCGUGGGGUCAACGACAUCUCAACCGCCCUGACAGUGGUAGAAACCUUAGAAGAAUAUGAGUAUCAUAAGAGUAACAACUCUUCAAAGUCCAAGUCCUCGAGAGAUAAUCACGGCAAGGGUGGGGGAGCAAAGGGGUCCAAGCCCCCACAGUACAAAGAGCGAGGAGACAAACCUUCAAUAUCAAAUGAAGGCAAGAAAGACCACUCCAAAGACAAGAAGUCAAAAGAUGCUUGCUUCCUUUGUGAUGGGCCACAUUGGCUUAGAGAUUGUCUUAAGAGGAAUGCCCUCAAUGCUAUGUUGGAAGAAAAUGAAGUUCAAGAAAAGUCGCACAUGGGGUGUCUACAACUUUUCAACUCACUCAAGGCAAGCACGAAGCCAACCACUAAGGAUGAAUAUUUGAUGUUUGUAGAGGCAUUCAUCAAUGGGAAGAAGAGUCAUGCCAUGGUCUCGGGAGCUUCUCAAAACUUCAUCAAGAAGGAAGAGACCGCACGGCUAGGUAUUUCUCUUAAGAAGGGUCAAGGAUGGUUGAAAACCGUAAAUUCUGAAGCUAAACCCCUUGAUGGUGUAACUCACGGGAUGAAGCUACAAUUGGACACUUGGAAAGGUACGGUGGAUUUCUCAGUCGCUCCUAUGGAUGACCUCAACAUUGUGUUGAGGAUGGAAUUCUUGAGACAUUUCAAUGUAGUGUCUCUUCCCCACUAUAACUCAGUGUGCAUCUCAGAGGGCGCUUCUAUGGAGGAAGAUGAAGUGAAGAUUUCCUCCCCUCUACCUAAGGAAAUCCAAAAGGUUCUUAAGGAGUAUGAGGAUGUCAUGCCUCCAGAGUUGCCCAAACAACUACCACCUAGGAGAGAGAUGGACCAUCAAAUUGAGUUAGAACCCAGCGCCAAACCACCUGCCAAAGCACCUUAUUGCAUGUCACAUCCAGAGCUUGAAGAACUAAGGAGACAACUUAAGGAGCUACUUGAUGCUGGAUUCAUUCAACCCUCCAAAGCACCAUAUGGGGCACCUGUGUUGUUCCAAAAGAAACAUGAUGGGUCUUUACGGCUGUGCAUCGACUAUUGGGCUCUAAAUAAGGUAACCAUAAAAAGCAAGUACCUCAUUCCUUUGAUUGCUGAUUUGUUUGAUCAAUUGGGUCAUGCAAAGUACUUCUCUAAGCUUGAUCUAAGAUCGAUGUAUUAUCAAGUGAGGAUUGCGGAAGGAGAUGAACCGAAGACAACUCGUGUAACUCGCUAUGGGGCAUAUGAGUUCCUAGUGAUACCCUUUGGCCUUACAAAUGCUCCAGCUACCUUCUGCACACUCAUAAACAAGAUCUUCCAUCCCUAUCUUGAUCAAUUUGUGGUAGUCUAUUUAGAUGAUAUCGUCAUCUAUAGUUCUACCCUUGAGGAACAUGUAGAGCAUCUAAGGGUUAUUUUCCGUGUCUUAAGGGAAAACUAA
Carya illinoinensis is the source of this 1773-nucleotide messenger RNA. RefSeq lists its product as uncharacterized. The transcript is spliced from 2 exons. The coding region runs from base 1 to 1773 and encodes 590 amino acids. Lineage: Eukaryota; Viridiplantae; Streptophyta; Magnoliopsida; Fagales; Juglandaceae. The record is from RefSeq and is a predicted model, not a curated record.